UCUUAAAGUUGGAUUAAUGAAGCACCGCGGAGAAACACUCGUUGUUUCAUUACCAGCAUAAAUUCUCCUCUCUGCGACGAACUGGCGAAUCACAACUCGGGUAGGGUGGGGGAUGAAAGAUUCCGUGCAAUGACGACUUUGGUAGUUUUAAAGAGACUUGUUCUACGAGGAACAUCUAGAUAAAGUUACGGCUGUGGUGUCUGGGCUCGACGUUGUGGAAACAAGCAUGGACUUCGCGGGUCUUGUUACUCUGUUGGUGUUCUUGAAGGAAAUCGUCUGCGUACCAGACACAGAGACGGUUGUUCCUACCUCAUGCCAAUCUCCACUGGGGCUUGCUAAUGACGCGAUCUCACCAUUGGCUGGCGUUGUCUUCACAGCAUCCGAGGGUGUGGCCAGUGACGUCAGACUGAACGGGCCGGCUGCGUGGACGUUACCAGAAAUUACCAGUGACUCCUAUCUCCAGGUAACGUUACCACGGCCACUACUGAUCACUGGUAUCGAGACGCAAGGGUCGCCAGUUGAAGAGUCGUGGAUUGUCUCCCUUAGAAUGCAGUUUAGUAAAGAUUGCGUCACGUUUGUCAACUAUACUAGACCAUAUUGGACUAACACUAGUAACGAAGUGACACUGACACGGCUGUUUCACAACGUCACAGUAGCUCGGUGUAUACGAGUGAUACCCAUGCAGUUUGCUGGAGUCCGAGCGGCACUGAGAUUAGAACUGUUAGGAUGUGAAGUAGAAUCCUGCCAGAAACAUCUGGAUGUGACGUCACAGGAACCUCUGACAGACGCAAGUGGACGGACUGGCAUAAUGACGCGACUGCAGUCGGAGAGCAUCAUGACGUCACUCGUCGUUUCUUUGAGCACCCCAGCGGAACAUGACGGAGCCAAUCUCAGGAUCGAAUACAGCCGCACGUGCUCAGAAUUUGUCCCUCUUGAAGACGAUGCCAUUGGCAGGGUACGUGUGCAGUCUGCUGAAAACCCGAGGCAGACGAUAGAGAUCUCUCUACUCCGUCCUGUCCGCGCUCAGUGUCUCCGUGUGUCCAUCAGUCAGGAUUCUGUCCUGCACAGCGUCAACGCAUUCGGGUGUGGUACCAGUGCAAGUAAUGGACCUCUUUCCGGGUGUGGCCAGACUCGUCAACAAUCCGGACGACGACGGAAACGGGUGGUGGGUGGAGACCCAAUCAUGCUCGGUGAUAUGCCGUGGCUCGUGUCCCUGCAGUUUCUCCUGUGGCACGAUUUCACCCACAGAUCGGGUUUCCCACACCUGUGUGGCGCCAGUCUCAUCGCCGACCAGUGGCUGCUCAGCGCCGCGCACUGCUUUGAUAGGAACGUGUUCCAGGGACUGGACGACCCCGCCAACUGGCGCAUUGCGUUAGGAGAACACGACCAGAAUGACGUCGACGGAACUGAACAGUUCCCCGAAAUCGAGAACAUCUUUAAACAUCCGAAUUUUACAUUUUCCAACGGUCCAAUCGUGAAUGACAUUGCCCUUGUGAAGCUCAAACAACCAGUCGUCUUGUCCGACUAUGUGAACCCCAUCUGUCUCGAUACGGUGGGAGAAUUUCCCGCUGGGAGUCUCGGUGUCGUCGCUGGGUGGGGACAGAAAACUGCAGACACUCCUGGAACUAAAAUGCCCUUCAAAGCAGUGGUUCCCAUUCAGGACUCUGAUGAUUGCAGGGAGAAGUUCGAGUCCCUGCCAGACGGCCAUGAGGCCAAAGAAGCAGUGAGAAUCGACGACUCGGUCUUCUGUGCAGCUGCUCUACUCGGAGGCAAAGACGCGUGUCUGGGUGAUUCUGGUGGACCAUUUUCCUGUGAAAAAGAUGGGUUAUGGUAUCAAGUGGGUGUGGUUUCCUUAGGAUACGGCUGCGGGGAUAUGGCUUUUCCUGGAAUAUAUACCCGGAUACCAUACUUCUCAGACUGGAUACAAGAUACCAUGGACAAUAACUGAUCUGAUAUGAGAUACCAUGAAUGAUAUAAUAAGUGAUCUUGAUACCAGAUACCAUGGUCAAUAACUGAUCUGAUAUGAGAUACCAUAAACAGUAACUGAUCUGAUAUUAGAUACAAUGAACGAUAACUGAUCUGAUAUUAGAUACAAUGAACGAUAACUGAUCUGAUAUUAGAUACCAUGAACAAUAACUUAUCUGAUAUCAGAUACAAUGAACGAUAACUGAUCUGAUAUUAGAUACCAUGAACAAUAACUGCUCUGGUAUUAGAUACCAUGAACGAUAACUGAUCUGAUAGCCUACUACAUGUGCACAUAAAGUUAACAAUAACUUAUCCGAUAUAUGCUACCAUGAACAUUAACUAAUCUGAUCCAAAAUACGGAGUACCUUGAAUAAUAAAUGAUCGGAUAUGAAAUAUCUUAAACAAUUACUUAAAAUAUUAUGACCUAUUACAUAAGAUAAUAUCAUUAUUAUUAUAAUUCACAAUUUAUAAUUUUAUUUUAUAUUGAAAAUUUAGUCUGUGACUGUAUGGAAUAUUUUUAAUUGUAAAUGUUCCAAAGGUCAUUCGGGGACAUUUCAAAUUACUUUCUAUAUUAUAUUAAUGAGGUGUAGUACACGUGUGGAGGUAGGUGGGGUUGGAUACAUGUUAAGAAAUGUAAUUUUCUUUGUUUUGAAAUACUACAAACAUGAUGUUGUGUUUGUAGAUAUAACUAUCUCUAUUUUUAACAAUGGUAAUUAAAGAGAUAGAGGCUUUAUUAAAACCGUGUAUGACACAGACCUUUUUCUUAUAACAAACCAAUAAUAGGGAUGUAGCUACUAGCUAAAGGGGAGAAGGAAUGGGAGCGAGGAUCAGAUGCCUUGUCCCAGACUUUAAUGUUUUAGUUUACAAAGUAAUUUGCUAAACAGCAGCCAACAUUUGUGGCUCCAGGGCCUGUGUUUAUAAAACGUUUAGAGUCCAGACUCAAUCUCUAAUGAUAUCACACGCAUACAAUUUGUAUGGCGUUGUCAUGACAUUACUGUCUCAAACACUAUUAGAGUCUAGAGUCCAGACUGUAAAGGUUUAUAAGCACCUGGCCAGAUGUCAUAAAAUUUUGUUUUAAAGAACCUUUAACAUGCAAAAUACUUGUAGUUUGAUCAGCAUUUCUAAACACUGCUUAAAAUAUUUUUCUAUGCACAUUCUGACAUCCCUUUGUUUGCAGAAGCUACAGGAAGGUAUUUAGCACUGCAUGCUAGAAAAUAGCAGUCCUCCUACAGAUGUAGUUGGAACCAUAUAUCGUGGUCAUGAAUAGGUCUCCCCCAUAGACAAAUCACCCGACAGCGAGUCACGGCUGCUUACACUCAUGGGAGCAGGUCAACUCGCCCCAAAACCAACUCGCCCCCAACACAGUUGGUCAACUCGCCCCCAACGCAGUUGGUCAAUUCGCCCCACACUGUUUAGUCACCUCACAGCAUUACCAUUUUCUUAAUUAAUAUACCAAUAUUUUAAGAAAUAAUGUGCAUUAAAUAGUGUUGAAUAUGCACACCAGUCAGAGUCCAAAAGCCUUGCCUGAUCAUUCCUUUAAGAAAAUAAGGGACAAACUCACAAAGGUCGUUAAAAUAGGCUCGACAGUUCAUUGUAAUAGAUUAUUAUUUAUCAGAUAUUAGGAUCUGCCCCCCCCCCAAAAAAAAACCACACAAAAAAACCAAACAUUUAAUAAGUGGUCAUAAUAGCAGAGUUUUAAUAAAUAAAAUGACACCAAAGUUGUAGAUAUCUGUAUUUAAUUUUGUCACAAUUAUUUACAGAGAGUGAAGUUUGGGGCGAGUUGACCAGCAUUCACACUCAUGACCCUAUCAUAACUUGUUUUGAAAUCAGGUUUGUGCAGAGAUAUGGUAUUGAAUUUGCUAAUGACCGAUUCAUAGUCAUCCUGUACAUAUAUGUUACGGGUCUAUUACACACUUUUAACAUUUUAUAUUGUUUUGGUAGCCUAUAUUACUAAUGAGUAGAUUAUGCAUAUUAUUAUUAUUAUUAUUAUUAUUAUUAUUAUUAUACUGAAAAGCAUUAAAAAUGCUUCAAUAAAAAUUUCCCUUUUGAUAUUAAUUUUCAAUAGCUAAAACGUGCAACAUAGAAAACAUUAUAGCAUAACAUCAGAGUACUGAAAUAAUGUUUUAAACAAAUGGUUUAUCCUGUUAAAAAAACACAUUAGUAUGUCAAUUUUAAAAUAACUGAUGCGUUUUCAAUGCUGGCAUAUUAUCAUCAAUCUUCUAAAAAAAUAUUUAAAAAAACUUUUUUUUCUUAAAUCCUCACAGGAAGCUCUUUAUUAAUAGAUGUUUCUUUCUUAAAGUCCACCUAAAGAAACCAUACUGCCUCCCCCCACCCCACCCAAGAACAAGGUUAUCUACAAGGCCCUGGAUGACAAGAUAAUUUGUUUUGUUUUGUUUAUUUAACAAGUGAUGAGAUAAAUGCAGAAACUGCAGUAUAUCUCUAUCAACAUGGGACAAACUCACAUGACUGUUCUCCAUACUUUUUGUGAACUGGGCCAUCUCAGUAUCAGCAACAUUUGGUCGUCUAAACCAUAAAAACACAUUUAAAAAUCUACCAAUUACCUCAUAUAGGAUUAUAUUCAGUACCUCUCACAAAUUUGUACAAUGUAUUUUUGUUUUGUAUAAAUAUUAUUGUUAAAUAAAAUAGAAAAUGUUAGCCAAACUAAUGUAUUUUUGUUUUGUAUAAAUAUUAUUGUUAAAUAAAAUAGAAAAUGUUAGCCA
Messenger RNA from Gigantopelta aegis, 4685 nucleotides. RefSeq names its product transmembrane protease serine 11D-like. Lineage: Eukaryota; Metazoa; Mollusca; Gastropoda; Neomphalida; Peltospiridae. The record is from RefSeq and is a predicted model, not a curated record. Gene Ontology annotation, biological process: proteolysis. The transcript has 12 exons. Gene Ontology annotation, molecular function: serine-type endopeptidase activity. The coding region runs from base 227 to 1948 and encodes 573 amino acids.